AUGUCUUCCAAAUACUUAGCUGUGUUGUUCCUUCUUGGAAUCGUUCUUUUCAUCACUUCCUCACUUGCUGAUAACCAUCACGAUCCUCCCAAAAAUGAGCAUAUGCCACCAGAAAAUAAAUCACCAAAACACAAACCACCACACGGACACAUGUUGGUAGAGGAGGUUGACGACUCACACAAGCCCAACUUCCCAAGACAUGGUGGAAAGGGAGAGAAGCAACCACCCCAGAAGCCUCAUUUCCCAGGACACGGUGGCAAGGGUGAGAAACAACCGCCGGAACACAAGCCACCGCAUGGACACAAGUUGGAGGAGGAAGUUGAGGACUCACACAAGCCUAAUUUCCCAGGACACGGUGGCAAGGGAGAGAAGGAACCACCCCAAACGCCUAAUUUCCCAGGACAUGGUGGCAAGGGAGAGAAGGAACCACCCCAAACACCUAAUUUCCCAGGACAUGGUGGCAAGGGAGAGAAGGAACCACGCCAAACACCUAAUUUCCCAGGACAUGGUGGCAAGGGAGAGAAGGAACCACCCCAAACACCUAAUUUCCCAGGAUAUGGUGGCAAGGGAGAGAAGCAACCACCCAAGAAACCGUAUUUCCCUGGCCACGGUCGCAAGGGCGAGAAGGAGCCACCUAAGCACAAGCCACCAACUCAUGGAGAGAAGGAACCACCACCCUACCACAAGCCACCCUAUAAGCCUCCAUCAGCCAAUUGA
Molecule: messenger RNA, 717 nt
Organism: Mangifera indica (mango)
Lineage: Eukaryota; Viridiplantae; Streptophyta; Magnoliopsida; Sapindales; Anacardiaceae
Product: early nodulin-75-like
Exons: 1
Coding region: 1-717 (238 amino acids)
Source: RefSeq, a predicted model, not a curated record